GUCAGGGACGCCGGGGCGGAGCUUGGAAAGCGGCUCCGCCCACCCCGUGUCCCCAAGGAAGAGCUCGGCGGUCGGCCUUGGGAACUACAAUUCCCAGGAAGCCGUACGGCAGGAGCUUCGGUGGCGCCUGCGCAAACGUCAACGGCGGCAGGAGCGUCGGGGGAGUGUCCUGGGCACCGAUUGGUCGGGAGUGAGAGCCGUUUCGGGGCCCGCGGAAAACGCGCGCCUGGACCUGAGCCUGCAGACCUCGUUCUUGCUGCUGGUGGCGGCUGCAGAGGCGGCAUGGAUCUUGGCGAGCUGGACGGAGACAGUACGGGCCGCUGUCGCCUGAACUCGCCUGUGCCCGCGGUGUGCCGCAAGGAGCCCUGCGUCCUGGGCGUCGAUGAAGCGGGCCGGGGCCCGGUGCUGGGCCCCAUGGUCUACGCCAUCUGUUAUUGCCCCCUCUCACGCCUGGCGCAUCUGGAGGCCCUGAAAGUGGCAGACUCAAAGACCCUAUCGGAGAGCGAGCGGGACAGGCUCUUUGUGAAAAUGGAGGAGGACAGGGACUUUGUGGGCUGGGCAUUGGACGUGCUGUCUCCAAACCUCAUCUCUACCAGCAUGCUUGGGCGGGUCAAGUACAACCUGAAUUCCCUAUCCCAUGAUACAGCCACUGGGCUGGUGCAAUAUGCCUUGGAUCAGGGUGUGAACGUUGCCCAGGUAUUUGUGGACACUGUGGGGCCACCAGAGACUUACCAGGCGCGGCUGCAGGAGCGGUUUCCCGGCAUUGAGGUGACAGUCAAGGCCAAGGCAGAUGCCCUCUACCCUGUGGUCAGCGCUGCCAGUAUCUGUGCCAAGGUGGCCCGUGACCAGGCUGUAAAGAACUGGCACUUCGUGGAAAAACUGCAGGACCUGGAUGCUGAUUAUGGCUCUGGUUACCCCAAUGAUCCCAAGACAAAAGCGUGGUUGAGGAAGCACGUGGAGCCUGUGUUCGGCUUCCCCCAGUUUGUCCGGUUCAGCUGGCGCACGGCCCAGAGCAUCCUGGAGAAGGAGGCAGAAGGUGUUCUGUGGGAGGACUCGCCGACAGGGGAUCAGGAGGGAUCUGGGAGGAUCAUGUCCUACUUCAGCAAAGGCCCCCGAACCCAUCCCCACCUCCCGCACCGGUACUUCCAGGAGCGAGGCCUGGAGUCAGCCACCACCUUCUAGGAGCCAGCCUGUUCUCCCUUUAUGUGCCUCCCUCACCCCCCCCCCCGCCCCCCUUUUGUGA
Molecule: messenger RNA, 1243 nt
Organism: Neomonachus schauinslandi (Hawaiian monk seal)
Lineage: Eukaryota; Metazoa; Chordata; Mammalia; Carnivora; Phocidae
Gene: RNASEH2A
Product: ribonuclease H2 subunit A
Exons: 8
Coding region: 283-1182 (299 amino acids)
Biological process (GO): DNA replication, removal of RNA primer; mismatch repair
Cellular component (GO): ribonuclease H2 complex
Molecular function (GO): RNA binding; RNA-DNA hybrid ribonuclease activity
Source: RefSeq, a predicted model, not a curated record